CACAAUUUUAUUACAGCUUAUUGACAAAAAAAUCUUGAAGCGAAAUUUCAACAGAACGUGAUAUAUAAGUCCAGUCAUAAAAACGAUAUUGGAUUGAACAAGUUGUGGCAAGCCUUUUAGUGGAGGGUGUUUGAAUCUGCAAAUAUGCUGAACAAUUUUGUCCGUCGUUUCAGUACCUCCUCUCCAACCCUAAAACUUGUACAGCCUCCAAUUCAAGUAUUCGGUGUAGAAGGUCGUUAUGCCACAGCUUUGUAUUCUGCGGCUACAAAACAAAAAUCUUUGGACAAGACUGAAAAAGAUUUACAGCUAAUUAAAGAUACGCUAAGCAAAGAUGUGAAAUUACGUGAAUUCUGUGUUGAUCCAAGUCUACAACGAUCGAUUAAAGUCACUGAAAUCGGACGAAUUUUAGGUGUGUUAAAAGUGAAUGAAACAACCAAAAAUUUAUUUGUUACUCUAGCUGAAAAUGGUCGUUUGCCUAAAAUCAACUCUGUUAUUGAUAAAUUCAAUCAAAUUAUGACAGCACAUCGUGGUGAAGUUAGCUGUAUUGUACGUACUGCUAAACCAUUGGAUAAAACAUCUGAAAGUGAAUUACGUAAUGCUUUGAGUGGAUUUUUAAAACCAGGUGAAAAGUUGCUACUCACAUUAGAGCAUGAUCCAUCGCUGAUUGGUGGUAUGGUGGUGACAUUCGGUGAUCGUCUUAUCGAUUUAUCUAUUGCACGAAAAGUUCGUAUGCUACGUGAUAUUAUACAACAACCAAUUUAGACAAAACAAAAGAAGAAAACCUUUUUUUCUUAUUCCCUUUUGGAAUGUUGGAGUGCAUAUAUAGUUACCUUAUGUCAAAUCCUGUUGUAACUUGUAGUUUCAAUUAAAAUUAUUACUUGAGAUAAAUAAAUAAAGUUGUUUGUAUA
Molecule: messenger RNA, 908 nt
Organism: Trichobilharzia szidati
Lineage: Eukaryota; Metazoa; Platyhelminthes; Trematoda; Strigeidida; Schistosomatidae
Source: the annotation of a GenBank genome assembly